AUGCAGGCAGCCGACGGCGAUGUGCCGUUCCGUCCCUCGUUUGGGCGGCCUGGCAAGGUGUUCCAGUACCGUCCCAAAUGCCUUGGUGAAACGAUGCCAAGUCCUUCGUCGCCUGUGUUGCCGAUCAUGGUACCUGACACAUCCAUCUACAUGCUUUUUGCGCACCGUCAAUGGCGUGCAGGCAUGCUCCUAGCAGAUGCGCUGUACUCCGACGCGUUCGAUAUCCAGGAUAAAUUUGUCCUGGAGCUUGGGGCAGGGACAGGGCUGCCAGCCUUAACGGCGGCCUUGUGUGGUACACCUGCACGUGUGGUCGUGACAGACUACGAUGACGAGGCGAUCGUCGCUGCGUUGCAGGCUAACAAGCGCCGCACGCAAGAAGCCAACCCAGAGAGGAGUAUGGCGCCUCUUUCUGUGAUGGGGCACACAUGGGGUCAGGCGAUGGAGGACGUGUUGGAUGUCCUGCCUGUGUCGCGUACGCAGCCAACGCCCAAGUACGACGUAAUUCUGCUGGCAGAUUGCAUUUGGGAACGGUUCUCUCACCAGGUCCUUCUUCGCUCAAUUGUGUACCUCCUAGGGCGAACGCCUACGGCACGGGUGCACAUGGUGGCCGGCUUGCAUACAGGACGGCCUACCCUGAUCCAGUUUCUUCGCCGUGCGCUAGAUGCCGGUCUCAUGCUCGUCCCAGUACCACGGCGAGAACAAUGGCCGUCCGCCAAGGAAGUGGGCAGCCCCAUUGAGACUUUGCCUGGCGCCGAGCACAUUCUUGAGCUGGAAGUAGGGGGCACAUUGCCGGAAGAAGACACACUAAGUACCGAGUCGCUCAUCGUGCCCACAUUGACAGGCCAACAACGCACCUUUGUUUUAUCGCGUGGCUCAGAUGGAAACGACGAUGAGUCAAUUCAAGUACGCAAUCACUGGCUCACGGUAUCAAGCUUUGCAUGGGCCUCGCUCUAA
Molecule: messenger RNA, 954 nt
Organism: Malassezia pachydermatis
Lineage: Eukaryota; Fungi; Basidiomycota; Malasseziomycetes; Malasseziales; Malasseziaceae
Exons: 1
Coding region: 1-954 (317 amino acids)
Biological process (GO): peptidyl-lysine dimethylation
Molecular function (GO): protein-lysine N-methyltransferase activity
Source: RefSeq, a predicted model, not a curated record